Messenger RNA from Aureobasidium pullulans EXF-150, 834 nucleotides. RefSeq lists its product as uncharacterized. The record is from RefSeq and is a predicted model, not a curated record. The transcript has 2 exons. The coding region runs from base 115 to 708 and encodes 197 amino acids. Lineage: Eukaryota; Fungi; Ascomycota; Dothideomycetes; Dothideales; Saccotheciaceae.
CAAAAGUAGUCUUAUGGACUCGUGGCCUAUCUCUUUGGAAAACAAGAACAUUCAUGUGCAAGCAGCAAGCCAGAUGCAUGUUGAUCAGGGUCUUACUUUUUGGUCAAAAAGUAUAUGUGUAUCUUCUCCAAGCGAAAACUCAGGAGAAAGGGGUCCAGAAGUGUCAAAGACGGAGACUCCUCCAACUCCUCAUUUCUUCUCCUCAACCUCCACGAAAGCGCAGAGACAUAUUGCCCACAUCUUCGGGGUCUCCGCGUCUCAUCACUCCACUCGUUGCUUGCAAUCGGUCCGAAGAGUGAGUGCGAAAACAGCGCCGAAAUGUGGAUAUCAAGAAUCCUUUCGGUUUUGACGUUGAGAUUCUGGAGUGCGUGUGGGAUGUGCUCAAGCUCCAAAGCUUUUCAUUUGCAAAGUUUCAACGAACACACCCCAUGCUUUUCUCCAACAAACAUGUUUCGGAGACGGGCCUGUUUCUCCACGGAUGACAUGACUCUUUUAGCCGCUGUAUAUCCUAUUCGAAAGGAUGCGCACAAGAAUCUAUUAAAGUACCUGCGGAGGAGUGCGGGGAUCUGUCCGUGCGACAAGACAUCUCAUGUUUCCAAAUCUGUCGUGUCCAGCGCAUCAUCAUGCUGUGCUGAGUUGGCCUUAUGGACCCAUAUCUUGAGUUCGCCACCCAGUCGCCGCUGCUGUCUGGCAUGUCGUGAUAAGUGAGAUUGUGAAGGAUUGAAAGCCAAGCCCUUCACCCCGCUCCCAGAUGAACGAAAAUGCAAUCCAGUGUCCGUCGCAGGUUGAAGAGGACGAGACAAGGUCUUGCUGCACUCGAUGCCGUGCAGUCCG